Pseudocercospora fijiensis CIRAD86 is the source of this 843-nucleotide messenger RNA. RefSeq lists its product as uncharacterized. The transcript is spliced from 5 exons. Lineage: Eukaryota; Fungi; Ascomycota; Dothideomycetes; Mycosphaerellales; Mycosphaerellaceae. The record is from RefSeq and is a predicted model, not a curated record. Bases 1 to 843 code for a protein of 280 amino acids.
AUGCUGCAUUGCAAUGGCUGGCUGACUGGCCACACAACAUCUUCUGAGCCUACAUCAGGCCUGACCUUGACGAUCCCACCCACUCACAACUCUCUCUUCCUAUCCACCCUUCGUCUCAACUACCGACACACAUCCUCCGGAGUCUGGCACUGUCAGGAGGACAUCUCAUCUCCUUCAUCAACGCCUGCCUCCGCCACCCAACUCAACAAACGUCCUUCCUGUUUUCGUUUCUUGGAAGUGGAAACAGGUACUUGUGCAUGGAAGGAGACGUGUAGCGAGGGUUCACCACGGUCACACUUUGCGGCGGUCAGACAUCAUGGCUGCUACGCUCACGCCCCAUGGCGGCCAAACUCCACUCUCCAUAGCGGCCACACUCCACGCUCAAUGCCUGCUACGCUUCACGUUUCACACUUCAUGGCGGCCACCCUUCACGUCUCACACUUCACGGCGGCUACGCUUCACUCUCCAUGCCGGCUACACUCUACUCUCUAUGCCGGCCACACUCCACGCCCAAUGCCGGCCACGCUUCACGUUUCACGCUUCAUGGCGGCUACGCUUCACGCUUCGCAGCGGCCACAUUCCACGCUCAAUGCCGGCCACGCUUCACGUUUCACACCUCAUGGCGGCUACGCUCACGCCCCAUGGCGGCCACACUCCACUCUCUAUGCCGGCCACGCUUCACGCUCCAUCACGCUCUAUGCCGGCCACAAUGCAUUCACGGGGUUGGCAAUGCAUUCACGGCGGCGACAAUCCGUUCUGGCGGCUACGCUUUAUGCUCUAUGGCGGCCACAAUGCAUUCAUAGGAGUGAGAAUGCCUUCACGACGGCCACAAUGCAUUCAUAG